Paraphaeosphaeria sporulosa is the source of this 1392-nucleotide messenger RNA. Its product is annotated as TIP49-domain-containing protein. The record is from RefSeq and is a predicted model, not a curated record. Gene Ontology annotation, cellular component: R2TP complex; Swr1 complex; Ino80 complex. Bases 1 to 1392 code for a protein of 463 amino acids. Gene Ontology annotation, molecular function: ATP hydrolysis activity; DNA helicase activity; ATP binding. NCBI's taxonomy places the organism in Eukaryota, Fungi, Ascomycota, Dothideomycetes, Pleosporales, Didymosphaeriaceae. Gene Ontology annotation, biological process: chromatin remodeling; box C/D snoRNP assembly; regulation of transcription by RNA polymerase II. The transcript is spliced from 4 exons.
AUGGCAGCGACGGUGCCCGUCAGCGAGGUCAAGAGCAACACGCGUGAGAGCAGGACAGCCGCGCAUUCGCACAUCAAGGGCCUGGGGCUGAAGGGUCCGGAUGGCCGUGCCGACACGUCGGGAGGUGGCUUCGUGGGCCAGGCCGCGGCUCGAGAGGCAUGCGGGCUGGUCGUAGACCUCGUCAAGGCGAAGAAGAUGUCUGGACGCGCCGUGCUGCUUGCGGGAGGGCCUGGCACGGGAAAGACGGCGCUUGCGCUUGCGGUGAGCCAGGAGUUGGGAACCAAGGUGCCGUUUUGCCCGAUUGUGGGAAGUGAGAUUUACAGCGCCGAGGUGAAGAAGACGGAGGCAUUGAUGGAGAAUUUCAGGCGGGCGAUAGGCCUCCGCGUCAAGGAAACGAAGGAAGUCUACGAGGGCGAGGUCACGGAGCUCACACCAGAGGAAGCCGAGAACCCCCUCGGCGGCUACGGCCGCACCAUAUCGCACCUCCUCAUCACGCUCAAGUCCGCGCGCGGCACCAAGAAGCUCCGCCUCGACCCCUCAAUAUACGAAGCGAUACAAAAGGAGCGCGUACGCCUCGGCGACGUCAUCUAUAUCGAAGCCAACACGGGUGCGGUCAAGCGCGUAGGACGGUCGGACGCAUACGCCACGGAGUUCGACCUCGAGGCGGAAGAGUACGUCCCCAUACCCAAGGGUGAUGUCCACAAGAAGAAGGAGAUCGUGCAGGAUGUCACGCUGCAUGACCUGGAUGUUGCGAACGCGAGACCCCAGGGCGGCCAGGACAUCAUGAGCAUGAUGGGCCAGCUGAUGAAGCCUAAGAAGACGGAGAUCACGGAGAAGUUGCGGCUGGAAAUCAACAAGGUGGUGAGCAAGUACAUUGACCAGGGCGUCGCGGACCUGGUUCCGGGUGUGCUUUUCAUUGACGAGGUCCACAUGCUCGACCUCGAAGCCUUCACCUUCCUCAACCGCGCCCUCGAAUCACCCCUGUCCCCCCUCGUCAUCCUCGCGUCAAACCGCGGCCUCACACACAUCCGCGGCGCCCCCAACCUGCCCCCCUCGGCCCACGGCAUCCCCUCCGACCUCCUCGCCCGCCUCCUCAUCAUCCCCACACACCCCUACACCCCCGCCGAAAUCAAAUCCAUCGUCAGCACGCGAUCACGGACGGAAGGCCUCCAGCUGGCUCCCGCUGCUUUGGACAAGAUUAGUUCGCUGGGUGAGAAGGUAAGUCUGAGGUACGGCCUGCAGUUGCUUGCGCCGGCGAGCAUUUUGGCGAAGGUGGCGGGACGGCAGGGCGGCGUUAUUGAGGUGGGCGAUGUGGAGGAGUGCGAAGGGUUGUUUUUGGAUGCGGGGAGGAGCGCGAAGAAUUUGGCGAGCACGGAGGGGUUUAUUGCGUAG